Molecule: messenger RNA, 429 nt
Organism: Prorocentrum cordatum
Lineage: Eukaryota; Dinophyceae; Prorocentrales; Prorocentraceae
Source: the annotation of a GenBank genome assembly
AUGGCGGGCGGGCGGCGGCGCCCUGCGCUGCCGUGCGCCGCCGCCCUGCUGCUGGGGGUGGCUCCGUGGUGUGCUGGGCAGUCGGUGUACUUCGAGGUCCUGAGCUUCCGCGAGCCAGGCCAGUGCGAGCGCCACCAGUGCAUGUCCGCGCGCCGCGACGAGUGCCGAGAUCACCUGGAGGGCUACUACCUGAAGGAGAAGGGCUGCCCCGACGGGCAGAUCUGCACCAGGUGCACGUACCCGGCCGCGAACUCCACGGACCCCACCAUCUGCGAGUGCGAGAACCCGCCCUUCUCCACCAUCGCGGACUACAACCAGGACCGGGUGUCGCGGGCGAGGGGCGGGGAUCGUGCGGGCAGGGGGACAGUGAGGGGGGCAGGGUGUGGAAGGGGCGCGGUCGUGCGGCGGGAUGGGGCCUCGGACCUGUGA